This is a messenger RNA of Monodelphis domestica (gray short-tailed opossum), 6305 nucleotides long. RefSeq names its product collagen and calcium binding EGF domains 1 (gene CCBE1). The record is from RefSeq and is a predicted model, not a curated record. Gene Ontology annotation, molecular function: calcium ion binding. Lineage: Eukaryota; Metazoa; Chordata; Mammalia; Didelphimorphia; Didelphidae.
AUGCUACCCAAGUACAAAACACCGACACGCCUUCUCUCCCCGACUUCUUUCUUUUCCCUUCCCUCCCCUUCCCCAACAGAGGAAAAGAGGAGAGACUCUGACUCAGCCGGAACGCUUUAGCUAAGUCAUCCUGUCACCCAGGACAGAAGUCCUGGGAAUGACGCUUUGGCUGCACGCUCGUCUCUUAGUAACCGGGACACGCUUUCCUUUUCCAGUCCCCACUUCCAGACCCCAAAUUCCCUGGUCCGCCUUUGAGUUUGCACUUCCCAUCCCAGGUUUAGGCUGUCCUGGGAGGGUCGGAUGCACUACUGAGUCCCUAAUUCGGGCAUUUCUUCUCUUCCCCACAGUCUCUUCUCUGAAGUCGGACUCCCCUUUUGAAACGCAGAGUCCCCAGAGCGGCCCGGGCAGGUGGUGCAAGCACCCCUGCUCUCCCGCGCCCCCUGCCGGAGGGAGAGGAGGAAAAGGAGGAAAAGGAAAAAGAGGAGGAGAAAAGAGAGGCUGCGAGGAGAGAGAGAAGGAGCAGCGAGAGCCUGGGCGCCGAGGGGGAACAACCCGAGAGUUUGCCCGAUGGUGCUGCCGCUGCCUCUGCCGCUGCUGCUGCUGCCGCCUCCUCCGCCAAGCGGGAGAGGAGGGGCGAAGAGCCAGUUGGGCAGAAGCCUGGGUCCUUUGCUUCUCCUCUUGGCGUUAGGACACACCUGGACCUACAGAGAGGAGUUUGAGGACAGCGACAGAGAGGUCUGUUCAGAGAACAAGAUAGCGACCACCAAGUAUCCCUGUUUGAAACCUACGGGCGAGCUCACCACGUGUUUUAGGAAAAAGUGCUGCAAAGGUUAUAAGUUUGUCCUUGGACAGUGCAUCCCAGAAGAUUAUGACGUGUGUUCCGAGGCUCCUUGUGAACAGCAGUGCACAGAUAACUUCGGUCGAGUUCUAUGUACCUGCUAUCCAGGGUACCGAUACGACCGAGAGAGACACAGAAACAAAGUGAAGCCUUACUGCUUAGAUAUUGAUGAGUGUGCCACCAGCAAUGAGACACUCUGCUCUCAGAUCUGCAUCAACACCUUGGGCAGUUACCGUUGUGAAUGUCGAGAGGGCUAUAUCCGAGAAGAAGAUGGGAGGACGUGUACCAAAGGAGAUAAAGGGCAUGAUGAGAAGGUAGAGAAUGUACUGAAGGCAGGAACCUGCUGUGCCACUUGUAAGGAGUUCCACCAAAUGAAACAGAUGGUAUUACAGUUGAAGCAAAAGAUUGCACUGCUCCCGAACAAUGCUGCUGACCUGGGCAAGCAUGUCACUGUUGACAAGUUACUGGCUUCAAAUACCUACUUACCAGGGCCCCCUGGGCAACCGGGAGGCCAGGGCCCCCCAGGGUCACCUGGACCAAAAGGAAGCCCUGGAUUUCCUGGUGUGCCUGGGCCUCCUGGUCAGCCUGGCCCCAGGGGCUCAAUGGGACCCAUUGGACCAUCUCCUGACCUCUCUCACAUUAAGCAAGGCCGUAGGGGACCUGUGGGUCCACCAGGUGCUCCAGGAAGAGAUGGUUCCAAGGGGGAGAGAGGAGCUCCUGGACCCAAAGGAUCUCCAGGACCUCCUGGUUCUUUUGAUUUUCUCUUGCUGAUGAUGGCUGACAUCCGAAACGACAUCGCAGAACUUCAGGAGAAGGUGUUUGGACACCGGACUCAUUCAUCAGCAGAGGAGUUUCCAUUACCUCAGGAAUUUACCAACUAUCCAGAUGUCUUAGACUUUGGCUCUGGAGAGGACUAUCCAAAGAGAACUGAGACAAGAGACUCAAGAAUUCACAAAGACUUAUAUCCUUAGCAGGACCUAGGUUUUUUCAUGCCAAAAGUAAGGGAUGAAAAGGUUUUUCCUCUCCUGAAUUUCAGUGAUGGAAAGAAAAUGCACUGGGGAUUUAAAAGAUAGAUUUUAUUUUAUUUACUCUUCCCCCUUGCUUUCCACCUUAUACCUCCCUGCUUCCUCUAAUAGCCCACUUUCCUUACCUAUUGGUAAGUAGAUCAGUAACUGGCUGAUAUACUUCCGAGCAUGAGCCAAUUGGGCUAAUGAGAUAGUUUCUCCAUUAAUUUCCUUCUUGUACAGCUAAAAGGCUUAAAACUUCCAGAGUAUGGCCAUCAGAAAUCUGUUCAUUUCCUAAAACCUCCCCAAAAAUGAAAAAAUAAUUUGCCAGGUGAUGCCAAAGUCACUUACAAAAAAAAAAUGAAAUUAAAUAGUCAGCAAGCAAUGAUCAAGCACCUAUUGUGUGCUUGACAUUAGGUAAACAAAAAUAAAAUUGAAAUAGUCCCUGCCCCAGAAAAGCUCCUAGCUCAAUGGGGAAAACAACAUGCAUAUAGACAGAUACAAAAUGAUACAAGGCUAGUAUUUGGAGCCAUAAUUUCAUCGACAAAGGGACUUCCUUCAUUAAUCCAGACAAUAACCUGUACAUGCCUUCUCAUCCUUUGGGAUUCCUAUUACAGAAAGAACAAAAGUAGCUAUAAAGGAACAGAAGCUCCAAACCAGAAGCCUGGUCAACAGAAGAUGACUUUCUUUUUGGAGAAGGGGAAAUUCUCUAUAAUAUUAUGUGAUUUGUCUACCAUUAAUAAGGCCCUUUCAUUUUAAAAAGUUCAUAAUUAGAUGAGGUUUCUUCCUGUCGCUAAAUGAAGUAAUAAGGACUGGGGGGAAAUCAGAAGAAUUAUAAUAUUUGCCAUUAGAUAUAAUGCAGCUUUAACCCCCCCCCCAAAGUGACUAUUAAAGUGUUUAGUCCUACCUGACUUUUAAGCAGUUACCACAUUCAGAGUAAAAAGUGCAGUGUGCUGUAGGAACAAAUUCAAUAUUCUUUUAUACUAAUGUCUUGAAUAUUACAUAUGGUAAAGAGAUGAAAUUUAUUAAUGCACAUCAGAAACCAUUGGAAAGUGAUAUGCCAGGAGAUUUUCUAACUCUUCAGUCAUGCAGGUAGACUUUGGAGAAAUCUCUUGAUUAAAUCACAGACUGUUCAUCAAAGCAGAAUCACUGACCUCACAAGAGGGGAGAAGGGAAUGAAUUUCCUAGGCUAAACUGGUACCUGAAGAAACCUUGAUGUGCACCUAGAGAGCCAUCCUGCUGCAUUUGGGACAGAGUAAUCAAAUUAGUGUAAAAUGCAACGUCAGGCUGGAUGAAAGCCUCUGGCAUUUGGUCAUUUUUCUUCUUGAGGCCAAAAACAGCUAAAUCUACAGUUAAACUCUCCUUAACCAAUAUAAGGGCCUGUCAUGAAUCUCUGUCAACUUUGCCAGUAUCACUGGUGCUAUAAUUAUUAUAGAAAUUUAACUUAGUUGGGAGAGGGAGAAAACUGAACAAAAAUGGACUUUCCUUAGGAAAAAAAUUGUCCUCUUACUAUUAUUGUUAUCCUAUUGUUUAUAAGGAAAAAAAUCUACUUUCUUUUUUUGGGUUUUCUUGACAAAGAAACUGGAAUGGUUUGCCAUUUCCUUCUCUAGCUUUUUUUUUUUAAAUAAAUGAGGAAACGAAGGCAAACAGGGUUACACAGCCAGUAAGUGUCUGAGGCCAGAUUUGAACUCAGGUCAUCUUAUUCCAGGGAAUAAAACACUGGCACUCUCUCCACUGAGCCACCUAUAGCUGCCCCUAAAUUUGUGAUUCUGAUGGCCCUUUAUGCUAUUCUAGACUAUGCAAUUUCUCUUUCUACCGGGAAAAGUGAGGUCGCUAAGUGGUACAGCCCAAUGGUCAGUGAGUAGAGGAAGCCAAGUGACAGAGUGGGUAAAGUGUUAAAUUUGGAGGUAGGAAGUCUUGUUUUCAAACUCUGCCUUAGGCAUUUCCCAGCUCUGUGAUCCUAGGCAAGUCACUUAAAGUCUUAGUUCUUUGGUUUCCUUUUCUGUAAAAUGACCAUGUUGGACUUGUUGGCUUUUACCAUCUUUUCCAGUUCUAAAACUACAACUUCAAUUGUGCAUAGGGCUUUUUGGGUGGGGCCUCAUUGUGUUUUCAUUUCAUGUGUCAUAUUUUUAUUUUAUUUUGUUUUGUUUUGGCUAUUCAGUCUUAAGAAUGCUAGAGAAAAGGAUGCCCUGGAUACACAUCUAAAGACCUGGCAGCAAUAACCCCCUCCCCAUCCUCUAGCACAUGUACAAUUCACACACCCAUCAAAUACCACAACCCAAUCACAAUUAGCCAACAGCUGUGCUCGGCAUAAACAGACCAAAUGUUUUCCAACCAAAUGUCUAGAUUGGCCCAUCUAGCUUUACAAAUACCUGUUUCUUUUCCAGCAUCCCUCCUGCUUCCUUUGGUCCAGCCAGUUACUAUGGUAUGGCACUAGCCUUUUCCAAUGCUGGGUUUCAGAAGAGAUUUAUUCAGCAGCUGUUGGUUCUGCCUGGAAUAUAUUUAAUGUUUUGCUUGUUUGUGGAGUACGUUAUUUAAAGGGUGUGGAUGGAUGAAUGCUUAAGAAAAUAGUGCCGUGGAUUAUGAGAAAUGAUCGGAUCUGUCUUUGAUUUAACAAAAAUGAAAAUUGUUAAUGCUUUUUUCCCCUCAAAACUACUAUAUAUUUUUGGAAAUUUCUUUAUUGUCAAACACUCAGAAAACACAAACUUAACCAUUUAGAGGGUUAAAGAUUAGGAUAAUAUAUUCAGAUUAUAUAAACUGAAGUCACAUAAAGCUGAGAUUCCUACACCUCUUUCAAAGAACAUUAUAUGUGGGGAAAUUAUAGGCAAGCACACAGUUAUCCCUUGUCUUUCAUAAUCUCAACCUGCUGGAUCAGGUUGAUUUAUUGAAUAAUGCAUACCCAAACACAGGCUUCUAUCACAACAUUCAAUGAAUAUUUCACCUACCCAAAAGAGGUUUUUCAAAGAAGAUGACAUCAAAUAGAGCAUUACUUUUAUUCCCAAUGUAUCUUUUAGUUAUAUUUAAAAUAAUCAAAAUUUCCAUAUAUAUAAAGAUACUAUUUCCGUUCUCAACCGAAUGAACAACUAUAUUUUAGGUAGAGAACAAGUAGAAUACACUCAACUGUAUAUAUUUCAUGUUAAGUAUUAUUUAGAAUCACCUUCAAUGCUUCAGGAUAAAUUUGGUUUCAAAGUGUUUGUAUCCAUGUAACUCAGACUUAAAUUGUUUGAGAACGUUUUCUUAAAUCUUUUUUGUUGUUGUUAUAAGAUUUUUUUUCUUUGCUGAAAAAAUGUAAUGUGGAAAUUGUCUGCAGGGCAGGCAGAAUUACAUUUCGUUUUAAGAACAUUCCUAGUGUCCUGAGAGAGCUCUGGAUAGUGAAGGAAUGUGCCCUCCUGUGCUCCAGAGUAGGGCAAAAACCCAACCUCAACUUCCUAGAUUAAUUCACAAAUGGAGCCAGAUAAAGAAUUAGUCCCUGUGCAGCUUCAGAUGACUGGUGGAUACAGUAAGCAUACAUGCGCUGCCAUACUACCUGCAUAAAUACCCAGUUUAAGUUGUGCCUGGCAAAGGGACUCUCUUUGCCCAAAGGUGCAAGAAGGCAUUACCCAUGGAAAGCCACAGAAAAGGAGAUACCGAGGGCAUCCCUCUAUGGAGGUUCUGGAAGCAAUAUUCUCUGUGUACUAUUUUAAGCCCUGCCUCCUCACCCUUCUCCCAGAGUGGGCAUUGUGGGGUUAUCAUACAUAUGUACACACACGUGUGUGUGUCAGACACAUUUUACAAAGAUUUGCCACAUCCACACAAAUUUCCUCAAAGAGAAACAUUUUAUAUAAAAAUUGAAUCAGAGUUUUUGUUAAGUAGUUAUUAAUAAUGUUAUUAAUAACAAAGUGAUUCUUUUCUCUCUAUUAUUAAUAAUGUUAUUAAUAACAAAGUGAUGAAUAACAUUAUUAAUAAUAGAGAGAAAAGGAUUUUCUCUGAAAGUAUCAACAUGUUCCAUGACAGAAAAUCAAUAGUAGGUUUCAAUUUGCCCAGAAGUGCCACUCUAUUUCCAGAGUGAAGACUGUCUGCCUUGGUAGCAUUCCUACUCCCCAUGAUGGGAAGAAAAGCCAUUGCUUUAGGAAAAUCAGAGACGAGGGAGAGCUUUUGUCAAAUGCUCACCUCUCCCCCUGCCUCCUGUUUCCCACCAGCAUGUGCACAUUCCACACAGAGCUAGAGGUCAUUACCACUCUGAUAGGCUCACAUCAGUUCAAGUCAACAAACAUGUACUAAGGCUCAGAGAGAGUUCCCUGCGACUGUAUUUCUGUAACGAGUCUGUAUCUCCUAGUGACUGGUCAUCCACUUCAGUAAUCAUAUUGCUCCUUAUUUAUAACAGGCAUAUGAAAUACAUAGGUUGAUAUUCCAAACAGUUAUGUAUGUGAUUUCCAUGAAGAUCAUUUAUUAUGUAUGCUUAAUUACAAAGUUAUUUUUUCGUA